AAUUAGGGAACUCAAAAGACAAAAGCAAGGGAAGGCCUGCACCUCCCCCAUGGCUUCUCCCUCUUCCCCUGCUCGCCCUUCUCCUCCUCCUCGAACUCCCCUCUUCACCCCUAUUUUGGAAAACGAGAAAGGGCGAGGAGACGGGGAGUUGGCGAUAAAAGAUGAAGAAGAGACGACGGCUUCCAGGCCCUACAAGAACCAACCUACACCUCUCCCGUCCUCCAAAUCGACGGCUUCCAAGAAGCUGUCCUCCACAUUCAACGGCGCGGCUGAAGGCGACGGCGACGACCCCUCGGUUUCCUGCACCAACUGCCGGCCCUCCGCCCGGGAGAAAAUCUCCAUCGUCCCCCUCGACACCAACCGCCUCAAGCAUCCCUCCUCCCUCAGUCCCUCCCCCGCCGGGCUCCUCCGCUCCCUCUUCCUCUCCAUCACCCGCCGCAGCCCCCGCUCCCCCUCCUCCGCGGCCGCCCCCUCCUCCUCCUCCGCCGUCUCCUCCGCCGCCUCCUCCGCCGACGAGUGGCGCCUCACCGCGGAGGAGCUCUCCCGGAAGCUCGUCCACGCCACCCGGAAGCGCGACGAGGCUCUCCUCGAGUCCUCCCGAAUUAAGUACUCCCUCUCCGAGCUGGAGCGCAAGCUUGGCCGGCUAGAGUCCUACUGCCACGACCUCCAGGCCGCCCUCGACCGCUGCUCCUCCCCCAACCCGGUUCCAUCCCCGACCGGGUCCGCUUUCCCGGUCGAGCCCUUCAUCCGGGCCGUCUCCGACGCACGCGCCGCGGUCCGCCACCUGAGCCGCUCCCUCACCGCCCAGCUCCGGCCGGACCAGGUCGCCGUCCUGCUACAUCCCCACUCCACCGGCCAGUGGCGGCGGAAGCCGGGCGGCCUGCUCUUCUACAUGGAGGCCCUGCUGAACCGGAUUUUCUACGCGGGGUUCGGCGAGGGCGAGCCGGACGAGGCUGUCGACCCCGCGGCCCGUUGCGAGGCGAACCAGGCCGCCUACGAGGCGGUCCGGAGGAUCGGUUGGGGCGAGGUUCUGAGCAAAGGAACCCGGUUCUAUAGCGAAGGCUUGAGCCGUUUUUGUGACCGGAAGAUGAGCGAGGUGGUGGGGUUGCUCGGGUGGGCCCGGGCGUGGCCGGAGGCUCUGCUCGAGGCGUUCUUCGGGGCGGCCAAGGGGACGUGGGUUGUGCGGCUCCUGGCGCGGUCCGUGCACCCGGCGGUGCCCGUACUCAGGGUGGACCGGGGGGUCCGGUUCGACCCACGGUUCAUGGAGGACAUCGCGGCCGACCGGGUCACCCGGCUCGAACCGGUGAGCGUGAAGAUGAUGGUGGCCCCCGGGUUCCACGUGUACACCAGCUGCUGCGGGCUGGUCAAGUGUAAGGUGCUGUGUGUGUACAGUAACAGUUGUAAUAGCUACAGCAAUAAUGGCAGUAAGAGCGCUUGUAAUAACAGUUUUCUACAGCAUAACCAAGAGGUGAAGUAUGGGAAGGUUUGAUUAUUUUGCUUCUAAGGUUUUUAGAUGUGAAGGGAAAUAAAAUAAAGUUUGUAUUUAUGUUAA
Messenger RNA from Phoenix dactylifera (date palm), 1552 nucleotides. RefSeq names its product IRK-interacting protein-like. The record is from RefSeq and is a predicted model, not a curated record. NCBI's taxonomy places the organism in Eukaryota, Viridiplantae, Streptophyta, Magnoliopsida, Arecales, Arecaceae.